CCUUCCCUCCCUCCCUCCCUCCCUCCCUCCCGGUUAUAUCAGAGCGGUUAUAUCAGAGUCGAAAAGAUUCGAGCAAUUUCUAACUCAGUAGAUAGUAAGUAAGCUCUAUCUCUCUUGCCAUGGAGGUGUCCGUUUCCUCCUCCUUCUGUGUCGACAAUCGUAUUUUUUCUCAGAGGAAGAGCUUAAUUGCUGGGCAGAAGCCAUCCAUAGGCAGCACUGCCAAAGCUACUCUCUCCUCUAAUUUCAUGCCUCCCUUUGUUGGGGGUAGCAUCUCGGCGGACUUCUCAGGCCUCAAGAUUCGCCCCCCUUCUCUUAAACCCUCUUCUUCGGGUUCUCGUGGUAAACGGGGAGUUGUAACAAUGGUCAUUCCAUUUUUAAGAGGAAAUGCAUGGGAGCAGCCGCCUCCUGAUCUAGCAUCUUAUUUGUACAAAAACCGGAUCGUAUAUUUGGGCAUGUCACUUGUACCAUCUGUUACAGAGUUGAUAUUAGCAGAGUUUUUAUACCUUCAAUACGAGGAUGCAGAGAAGCCAAUAUACAUGUACAUUAACUCCACUGGCACAACAAAGGGUGGGGAAAAGCUGGGUUAUGAGACAGAGGCAUUUGCAAUAUAUGAUAUCAUGAGAUAUGUAAAGCCACCUAUUUUCACCCUCUGUGUGGGUAAUGCGUGGGGAGAAGCGGCCUUGCUUUUAGCUGCUGGUGCAAAAGGAAAUCGUGCUGCUUUGCCAUCAUCGACAAUCAUGAUGAAGCAGCCAAUUGCAAGGUUUCAAGGUCAAGCAACCGAUGUUGAGCUUGCCAGAAAAGAAGUUAAAAAUGUGAAGGAUGCGUUGGUUACCCUAUAUGCGCGGCAUAUAGGAAAAUCUCCAGAGCAGAUUGAGCAAGAUAUCAGGCGCCCGAAAUAUUUCAGUCCCAGUGAAGCAGUUGAAUAUGGUAUCAUUGAUAAGGUUUUGUAUAAUGAAAGAGGCCGAGAAGAUCGCGGAGUGGUGGCUGAUCUGAAAACAGCCCGUCUUAUAUAAUGGGCAUGCUCCAACAAAUUGUAAGAAGUUGUCAAGUGGUUAGGACUCUCAUUGGCUUUCAGAGCAUUUGGGCAUUUCAGAAAUUUUUGGGUUUUGGUGUGAUUGAGACUACGGUUUGUGUGGGCGAUGACAACCAGGUCAUACGAGGUGCAACUUUUAAAACUUUCAGCAAAAAGAAUGGACACAUUUUAUCGCCCGUCUGACUCCAUUGUCUUAAUACAUGACAGUAAUGAAAUUUUGACACAGGAAACUAGACUGAAAAAUACAAAUGAGAAACAAACCUUGGCUCAAGAGAAGCUACUGCCACAUCCUCAAUAGGUGCACCAAAAAAGAAAAAUUUGCGUGAGAAAGUGCACAUCAGAGAUCCCCAGGAUGACCCCUUACGACAAUGUACACUCCAUCUAAUCUCCCCAGAUCGAUAACACAUCCUCUAGAGAGAUCGAUAACACAUCCUCUAGAUUGCAAGUUCCAUUCUUCUAGGUUUUGGGUGAAAAAGUCCUACGUAAGACAUUCCAAGUUGAUGACUCUUUUUUCCCUUCGGAUCUCUAACAAAAAGCUGAUCGGAAGAAUACUCAAUGUCACCUCCUCUCUCGGGCCCAAACUCUUUAGGAAGAUUAUAUAUCUCUUUGUUUUAGUGUAAAGAAACCAAUGGAGUUGCAGGUUGAAGGCCAUGUUCCUCUUAUCUACUUGGACUCUUAAACAGUGAUGUGGAAGAAAACUCUAAACUACUCUCUUUCCUCCAACCCAAAAACCUUGUAAAAGUCAUGUGCUCCUCUCUCUUUAUGUUUGAAAACCUCUUGAGAACCUAGCCCUUAGGCCCUCCACAUGAUUGCUCAGAGAACCCUAUAUAUAGCACAUAAAGGAGUGAGCUAUUUUAUAUAUGUAGUAGUAGUGGUAUAGUGGAUGUAAAAUGAACUUGCUUUCUAAUUCUAAUGGGAUAUUUUGGUAUGAGAGGGUCAAUCCUAGUCAUUCAUCAUGUGCCCUGUCAUCAUAAAUCAAGGGUAGGGAACACAUUUUGAAGAUCAUCCACCAUGUUUGAGUCCAUGGGGCCAGGUUGGUGAAUGGAUCAAACUAUUGGCCCAUGUUCACAAACCUGUCCCACAUUAAAGGCCCCACAACUCUCUCCAUGAUCUCUUAAACUUUUUGCCAUGCAAACAAGUUAAUAAAUCCAAAUGACUCACUAUAUAAACAAAACUUUUAUUCCAAACAUAACCUCUGGUUAAACAUAAAACCACUACACAACAUUUAGGUAACUAAAUGUCUAAAUACAAAAUCACUACACAAUAUACUGGUGGUUAAAUAACAAAUAACAGCUAUUUUUAUUUUCCUUUAUAGACUUUUUGAAACCCUCUUAAGAAAACCUUAUAAGAGUAUGCUAGCACUGAACCUCGAUCCUACGUGGUGCUUUCAAACUACCCUAUGACUCCAUUCAAGACCUUAAACUAUUCCUAGGGGCCCAUGGUCCCAUGUUUCUUCAUGUAAGGAGCUAGCCAAGGCAUAGAAAAGCCAUAGAUAGCCAUUGAUUGCAAGUGCUUUCCCCAAGGACAAGUUUAGGGUCCACUGCAGAUAUUAACCAUUGCAUAGGGCUGGGCCAGCUUCCGCCUUUCGGGGAGCAUCUCUCAGGUGUGUGCGUACCGAUCCAUGUUGCUUGUUGGCUUUCGAGCCUACGCUUGCUGGCUUUGAAAAGACUGGGAGCUCAUGUCAAGGCUUUCAAGCAUCACAAGCUUCCAUCCUAACACCUAGGAAGCUAUUUCAUCUUGUGGCCAAAUGACGUUCACCACCAAGCUAUGCUGACCUUGAUAGGGUACCCAUAAGCCCUCGUUGGCAAUGCACAUCAUAGGGAUCAAGCCUAUCCCGCCGGAGCUAAGGGUCCACCCAUCUAGCCAAGGCCUAGUUGCAUGUCAAAGCCAGAGUGAUAGAGCCCACUGCAUCCUAGAUAGAGACAACAUUAACUAGCUCAAAUGACGUUUUAUCCAAGUGGAUUUUGUUCAUGCCCCACUGUAAUGAGCUUGUUUCAUCAAAGUGCAGCGCAUAUAUCCUAGAGGAAUCAUUCAUGUAGCGUAGGCUCAUAUCACUUGUUUCAUCCAUGUGAGUCCAACAUUCCAACUCAUUUUUUGAAUGUUCUGAAAUAUAAAAGCCUGUGUAAAUAAAAAUCUCUUCGCCUCUUUCAUUCAUGGAGUCUUCUCACAUGGCUGCUUUCAUCAAUGGAGGUGGUACUCAUCGCUUUAAUGAUCCGUUUUACCCAAGUAGAGCCACACUCACGAGUAAAAAUAAAAUAAAAUAAUAAUUAAAUAAAAAAUAAUGUGUCAGCUGAAAUCUAAUUACCCAGUAUCUAGGCUUUUAAGGGCCACAAAACCCAACGGUUAAUGGUUUAUAUAAACUCUUUUUGUUAUUAUGUCUAGGCAGGUUUGAAUGUAAACUGGGUGAGAUGUGUGGCUCAAAAAGAUUUUUAGGUCUGAAAGAGCCCAGAUGUGAACUAUUUGCUGAGAGAACUUUGUCAAAUUUAAUCAUUUAUGUGAA
Amborella trichopoda is the source of this 3533-nucleotide messenger RNA. RefSeq names its product CLP protease R subunit 4 (gene CLPR4). NCBI's taxonomy places the organism in Eukaryota, Viridiplantae, Streptophyta, Magnoliopsida, Amborellales, Amborellaceae. Gene Ontology annotation, molecular function: ATPase binding; ATP-dependent peptidase activity; serine-type endopeptidase activity. The record is from RefSeq and is a predicted model, not a curated record. Gene Ontology annotation, biological process: protein quality control for misfolded or incompletely synthesized proteins. Gene Ontology annotation, cellular component: endopeptidase Clp complex.